UAACCUUUUACUUAAAAAAAAAAUUGUCUAUUUCCAGUUUUAGGCAUUUACCAAUCAAUCACGAUAGCUUGAUUUUAUAUUCUAGGCCCUAGAGAGAGAGAGAGAAUAUUUGAGGUCGACCAGUAAUCUAAAAUCAGACCCAUUUCCCUAGCAGUUCCUAUAUUGGUAGCAUCCUGUCAAAAGACUCAAAACUGCAAUAGUAUCCCUCUCUCUCUCUGAUGAAAUUCGGAGCCCACAAACCUGGUCAGAAAAUGCCCGAAAUCUUAGCUUAAAUAUUUGGGUUUGAGGACCCAACUGCAAAAAAGGUGUUCCUGAAGUGAACAGAAGGGAAGUGAAUUAAAAAAGGUUGAGGGGUGCAACAAAAAUGGUGGUUUCAAGUUCUAAUCCGCACAGCAAGGAGAUUUCUAUCAGGAGGAGGAUUGCCAGCAUAUUCAAUAAACGAGAAGAGGAUUUUUCGUCCCUAAAAGAAUACAAUGAUUAUUUGGAGGAAGUGGAGGACAUGACAUUUAACUUGAUUGAAGGAAUUGAUGUCCCUGCUAUUGAAGCAAAAAUCGCAGAGUAUGAAAAGGAAAAUCAUGACCAAAUAAUGAUAAACAGAGCUCGGAAGGCUGAAGAAUUGGCUGCAGCUCAGGCUGCAAGCAAGGGUCCUGCACAGAAUGAUUCUGAUGGGGCCCCAAACCAAAGCUCUCAAACAGGAUAUGGUACUGGUGCACAGGGACAAUAUGCUCCUACAUUUGCUGGAGGGCAGCCACGACCAACCGGCAUGGCGCAACAACCAGUUCCUCUUGGAGGGGGACUCGACCUCCAUGGUUAUGCUGCUGAUGAUGAGGAAACGAUGAAGCUCCGAGCAGAGAGAGGUGGAAGGGCAGGAGGGUGGAGUGCAGAGCUGAGCAAGAGAAGGGCACUUGAAGAAGCGUUUGGAAGCAUCUGGAUCACUUAGGACCUAUGUUUGUUUUUCCUUUCUUGUAACUCAGGGUCCUCCAUGUGGGGUACUUCAAUUUUCUGUCAGAUUAUGACAAGCAAUCUUAGAGCUUUUCUUUUUGUUUGUCAACAUUGAGUGUAAAUUACAUAUUCUGAGGAUAGAUCCUAUAUUGAAAUGAUAGAUGAGGCUUGUCACUUAGAGACGUGCGCUCUAGCCCCCAUGUACUAGCUUCCCUCCUAAAUACCCAAAGCUUGGAACAAGAUAAUUUGUCAUAACGAUCAAUUAUCGAAUGGAUCAGGAGUCAUUAUGUUCAAA
Quercus lobata is the source of this 1237-nucleotide messenger RNA. Its product is annotated as cyclin-dependent kinase-activating kinase assembly factor-related / CDK-activating kinase assembly factor-like protein. Gene Ontology annotation, biological process: DNA repair; regulation of transcription by RNA polymerase II. The record is from RefSeq and is a predicted model, not a curated record. The transcript is spliced from 7 exons. NCBI's taxonomy places the organism in Eukaryota, Viridiplantae, Streptophyta, Magnoliopsida, Fagales, Fagaceae. Bases 365 to 940 code for a protein of 191 amino acids. Gene Ontology annotation, cellular component: transcription factor TFIIH holo complex.